Morone saxatilis (striped sea-bass) is the source of this 1085-nucleotide messenger RNA. It is a transcript of the gene fahd1, whose product is annotated as fumarylacetoacetate hydrolase domain containing 1. Lineage: Eukaryota; Metazoa; Chordata; Actinopteri; Moronidae. The transcript has a single exon. Gene Ontology annotation, molecular function: acetylpyruvate hydrolase activity. The record is from RefSeq and is a predicted model, not a curated record. Gene Ontology annotation, cellular component: mitochondrion. The coding region runs from base 116 to 778 and encodes 220 amino acids.
UUUCAGGCUUGCCGUAGGUUAGCAGUCUGCCGUCAGCACACUGAGGGACGGUCAAAGUUUACUCAACCCGGUCCCGACUGCUUCGGAGCGGCGCAAACCUUCACGUUUCUCCGCAAUGACAGCACGAAAUAUAUCCCGCUUCUGGGAAUGGGGGAGGAAGAUCAUUUGCGUCGGGAGAAACUACGCGGACCACGCCAAGGAGCUGAAAAAUGCGAUUCCUACCGAGCCCAUCCUGUUCCUGAAGCCCCCUUCUGCAUAUAUAAGAGAGGGCUCACCCAUCCUGGUGCCCUUGUACUCCACUAACCUGCACCAUGAGGUGGAGUUAGGGGUGGUCAUCGGGAAAGGGGGCACAGCCAUCCCUCAGGCCGCAGCCAUGGAGCAUGUAGCCGGAUACGCUUUGUGCUUGGACAUGACAGCCCGGGACAUCCAGGACGAGUGCAAGUCCAAGGGUCUUCCCUGGACCAUGGCCAAAGCUUUCAACACCUCCUGCCCGGUCAGUGAGUUCAUCCCCAAAGAGCGCAUCCCUGACCCGGGGAGCGUGAAGCUGUGGCUGAAGGUGAACGACCAGCUGCGGCAGAGCGGCUGCACCUCCCAGAUGAUUUUCUCCAUCCCCUAUCUCAUCAGCUACAUCAGCGACUUCAUCACGCUGGAGGAGGGGGAUCUCAUCCUGACCGGGACCCCUAAAGGAGUCUCCGCCGUGCAGGAGCACGACGAGCUGCAGGCCGGCAUCGAGGACGUUGUCACCAUGAGCUUCAGAGUAGACAGACAAGACCAGUAGUGGGAAUAAAAGACACUAAACGAGGCAAAAGGAAAAUAUUCAUGAAGAGAUUUACUGGAAGAAUGAAAAUAAAUAUUUUAAAUACAUUUUUAAUAUCUGUGUGGAUCAGCAGGUGGCAGUCCUGUGCCACCAAGACCAUUUCUGUGAUUCAUUUUAUAUUGCCUUGUACAGUAUUUCAGAAUGAGUUUACAAAGUAGUUUGAUUACAUUGAUCUGUAUUGGAUAACCAUUGUCGCUGUCUUAGUUACAGAUCAUCAGCGGUACAAGACAUAUAAGGAACUUGUUCUCAAAUAAAAUAUGCCAUUAUA